GGGAAAAUGUUCAGUGGAAAAUCUAGAAAUGAUGUAAGAGAAAGCAAAGACAGGGAUUGGAGUAAGGGGUGUCUAACUGAGACUAUAAAAACUCAGAGAGAAAACUCACCAUCAGGGCUGAGUUUGGGAGAAACUGCACAGACAGGACUCUAAAGUUAGAAUCUCCUGAUUUUUCACAAGAUGCUGGACUGGAGAUUGGCAAAUGCACAUUUUAUUCUGGCCAUGACGUUGAUGCUGUGGAGUUCAGGAAAAGUACACUCAGUGGAUGUAGCAACAGAGGCUUUUGAUUCUGGAGUCAUAGAUGUGCAGUCACCACCCACAGUCAGGGAAGAGAAGUCAGCUACUAAUCUGGCAGCAAAACUCUUGCUUCUUAAUGAACUUGUGUCUCUGGAGAAUGAUGUGAUUGAAACAAAGAAGAAAAGGAGCUUCUCUGGUUUUGGGUCUCCCCUGGACAGACUCUCAGCUGGCUCCGUUGAUCAUAAAGGUAAACAGAGGAAAGUAAUAGAUCAUCCAAAAAGGCGAUUUGGUGUUCCUGUGGAUCGGAUUGGUGGAAACCGCCUCUCAAAUUCCAGGGGCUAACUGAUACCAAAUACACAACUUCCUCGGAGGAAACGUCACAGAAACAUGGAAGAUGCUUCAGUGAAAUCCUUUGCACUCCUGAAUGAUAAAACAUUUAAAGAACUGACCUUCUGCAAAUCCUUUCCACAGUUUGAACUUCAGUCUAUCACAUCAAAGUAUUGUUAUAACUUCAAUUAAAUUAUGCAGACCAUUUCAAAGCAUGGAUUUUUUAAAAUAUGUAUUUUAGUUAAGAGAAAUGGUUACCUAACUCCAAAACUUGCUUUUCCAAGAAACAAUCGAAACACUAUACAGUGAAAUGCUUUCUAUAUGCAUUUACUAGUUACACUUAUGCUGUUGAAGAAUAAUAACUGAAGACCAACUUGUUUCUGUAAAACUUGGAUACAAUCUGUUUGCUCAUUAUUGAGGAACAAGGAAAGACACUGUUGUAUAUGUUCUCUUAAAUAUUUUAUUUCUCUCUUAUCCUUUGCCUGUGAGCCUCUUGGGUAAUAAUUAUGAAAUUAGGCUUCUCUUAAUGUAUUCACCUAUCAGUCAGGUUCAACCAAAUAAAACGUAGCCCAGAAAUAAAAGAAGAAAGAUUUAUAAGCAAGGGGAAAAAAACCAGCAGUAAUAAAGCCCAUCAAUUUUAUUCUUCUAAAGAACUGAGAAAAUACUUGCAGUUCAGAGCACAUUAACAGAAGUAGGAAGUGAAGGAUAUCACUCAUUUGUCAAGUUUGGAGGUUUCAUGUCCCCUAACAACUUUUCUUUUCUCUAAAUUACAACUGGUAGUUAAUUAAGAGCAGCAGUGGUUAAUUGUGAGAAAAACCUCACAGGAGUAACAGAUGAAAUUAUGGGGGAAGGCUAAGAAUCACUAAGUAGUAAACUACUAAAGCAGUCUGGGGCUCAUUAAAUAUACAUAAUUUUAGCACAGUAUAAUAAGUAUCUUCUUGAUGCUUAUUAUACUGUGACUCACCUACAAAACUGGUUUCAUACACUGUGUCUAAUAAGGCGUUGAAAAGUAUAUUGUUUAAGAAUGAUUUCUUUAAAAUGAUUCAAAUUAUUUUUCAUUGAUCUAUUAAAGCGUAAAGUGUCAUACUCUGGAAAGUUCAUUUCUCAACAGUAACUGUGAUGUUACUGCAACUUAGGUACAUGAGCCCGUUGUGCAUUGGGUAUGCUUUCAAAACACAAAGAUAACUUAUUUCUUGAAGCAGACACAGCAUAAGUUAGCAGAAAUUUUUAAAGCCUCUAGAAAACACUUCUUUAAACCCAAGUAAUCACUGUCAAACAGAUCUGACAUAUGAGAGGAAGGAAGUUUGGUCAGUAGGACAGAGGUUUAUUUUAGCAUAAAAGGAAGAAUGUUAUAAGAUGGUAUAUUCAUAUUACAAGAGGAAAAAUGGAUAGUUGUUAAUUUGAACUAAAAAAUGAAUAAAUAUAUCAAAGAAUAAAGUGGACUCAAAGAACAUAGAAAUGAACAUGUAUACUUAGAAUACAGAGUGGGUUUGCAUAUAGAUUCUUAGUUUUGGGGAAAUCUUUCCAACUGAUGAAAAUCUUCACAUUUAAGUUUAGAGAAUAAACAAUAAAUUAAUGGUUCUGUUAAAUGUAAUAGAUGGACUGUAGCAAAGAGAGAUGAAUUUUGAGAGAACUAACCAAUUCUGUUUUCCAUAAACUUGCAUUAGAAAGUUAGCAGUGGGUAAAUAUUCUGUAGGACUUGUCAUUUGAAAGAAUUAUUUAAGAAGUUAGAAUGUAUCUUGCCAUCUUUCCCCAACCUUCUGUUGAAUUAUAGAAAUGUGUUCUAGGCCUUGGAAGUUCUUUCUUCCCUUUUUCGCCCAUCUGGGUGUUUGUAAGCUUCUAAUCCAACGAGGUGCUGCUGCUUCAUGCAUUGACAAAGGUAUUAAAGCCUACUUUAGCCUACGAUUUUCUUAUGGUGAAGAUUUAUUUUUUUUUUCAGGUUACAAAGAAAUUUUUAGGAAAAUCUCUAAUUUGUAAUUUCUCCCCACCAAAUAAAUUUGUACAAGAGGUAUCAUUGGCAACUUUUUUCCCCAUUGGGGUGACAUUCAUUUAACAUAACAUUAACCAUUUUAAUGUGUUCAUUUGGUACAUCACAAUGUUGUGCAACAACAACCUUUAUUUGGUUGCAUAAUACCCUCCAGUUCCAUCCACGUUGAAGCAAAUGGUGGGUAUUUGUCAUUUCUAAUAGCUGAGUAAUAUUCCAUUGUAUAC
Molecule: messenger RNA, 2775 nt
Organism: Canis lupus familiaris (dog)
Lineage: Eukaryota; Metazoa; Chordata; Mammalia; Carnivora; Canidae
Gene: OSTN
Product: osteocrin
Exons: 5
Coding region: 181-579 (132 amino acids)
Biological process (GO): hormone-mediated signaling pathway
Molecular function (GO): signaling receptor binding
Source: RefSeq, a predicted model, not a curated record